GUGAAGCAAAAUGAUGGCAGCAGCAAAAUAACUAGUGUCAGCAGCAGCUAGAGUCACCAGGAACAAGUUUGGUGUGGCAGUGCGGAAAUAGGCUGAAAAUCCUUUAUAAAAUUGGUCCAAAUUGUUUCGCGAAACAGUGCAUUGCAUGUAAAUUGUGCUAAAAAUAGUGUGCGCUCGUAAGCAGCGGUGAUAAAUUCGUUCCUUCGUGGUGCAUCUGGUGUAAAAUAGUGCUUAAAUUUCGAAGGGGUCGUCGGAAAACUUUUCUUCUCUCCACUCCACCUUUCCCUGCUGUUCCUAUCAGGCGCUUUGCAUUUAUAAAAAAAAAACUCCCCAACAGCUGAGAAAGGGAGCAGCUUGGCCAGAUUUGUGCGACGCCCGCAAAAGAUCAUUAAAGUGACACGAAAAUUCAUUCCCUCACCGCAGGAUCUGGUGCAGUAAAUUCCCGAAAGAUUAGAUUAAAAAUAAAAUGGAUGAGCUGUCGGAGGCGGAGCUGCGCUACUACAAUGAUCUGUUCAAAAUCUGCAGCGAUUCGGCGGAGAAAUCCUCCUCCAACUACGACAGCAGCGGGAAGAUUCCGGCCCUCAAAGCCACCUCGCUGUUCCGAUCGGCGAAUCUGUCCAACGAAAUAAUUAACAAGAUAACAUCGCUGGUUGGUGUUCCACAGACUGCGUUACAUCUCUCGCGACAGCAGUUUUACGGAUGUUUGAAGCUGAUUGCGGCCUACCAAGCUUCGGUGCCACUACGCGAGGAGAUCCUAACGUCGACGAUGACCCUGCCGCUGCCCCAGUUCAGUUGGAUCGAUUCGCCAACGACACUUCCCCCCUCGGUUAGCAGUGCCGUUUCGGCCGCGUCAAUUGGCACCGGUGGAGUUCUACCCGAACGCAAUGGUCAUUACGGCAUCAAAAGUGGUCGAGAUCUCAUUGAACUGCUCGCAACAACGACGGCGACGACGGUGACGACGACCAGCAGUGGCAGCAGCAGUCGUGAACGGAUGGACAACGUGUCCACGAGCGGGGGCGAUGUGACCAACUCGGACCAACCCAGCACGGACUCGGAGGUGGACCACAAUGACGAUUCGAUGCUACGGUCCGCGGAACGGCAUCACAUCGUAAACGUGAAGGGACACGGCGGUGGUAAGCUCGUUGGCGAGGGCACUGGCAGAAACAGUGGCGUCGGCGGGGUUGGCGGGUCGGUAUCUCCGGAGGCUUGGAGCACGGCGAGUGAUAGUCCAACGCCAACGAACAGUGUAGCGGAACGGCCGUGGGCGAACCAGAACCUGUGGCAGGGACUGGUCUGCGAGGAACAGCGGCAGCUUCUCGGCACGGAGGAAGAAUCUUCGGAUAAGCAUAGCAGCGACGAGGACCAGGAGAUUGACCUGGAGUACUUUUAUCAGAUAUCACAAACGCAGAAAGAGUACUAUCUGAAACAGUUUCGGACCAUCCAGCCGGACGUUCACGGGCUGGUCAGUGGACAAGUUGCUAGGGUAUUUUUCGAAAAAUCUCGCAUCCCCAUCGAGGAGCUACGCCACAUUUGGCAAAUGUGCGACGUGACCCGGGAUGGGGCGCUAAACCUGGCCGAGUUUACCGCCGCCAUGCAUUUGGUGGUCCUGCGACGGAACAACAUCCCCGUUCCGGCCUCCCUGCCACCGUGUCUGAUGCCAACGCUGCUGCAGCAUUCGCUAUUUGCCGGCACCGGAGGAGGCAGCUUGCCGAAGCAGCAUAGUGGAGGUUCUGCUUCCGGUGUGAAUAGUGCCGGAGGUGAUGCCUCAGGGAACCACGUGCGGGAAUCUCAACCUGAGGAGGCCGACCUGCUUCAUCUGGAGAGCGACGAUAACACUGAAAGUGCUGGUAAGGUACCGAGUCUGGUUGAUACGAAAGAAUACAAGCGGAUUUUGCCCCAUCCGGAGCCGCUUAAGUUUGGUCACUCGAAAAGCAACGCCGGAGAAGCGGAGAGUCCCCCGACGAUCUCAUCGACCACGGGAAGUGUGAAGGUAGCUAGUGGUCGGAAAACACCGACCAACAUUGCAUCGCCUCCGUCGCAGGCCAGCAAGCCGAUUACUCCGCCAAACACGUUGAACAAUAAGGAUUGGAACACCUCCAGUAAAGAAUGGACCAAAUUCACGGAAUCUCCUACAUCAAAUGUAUCUAGUCCUGGGCCAAAGCCGGUAAACUUUGACAUGCAGCGUACAACGCAGGCAAUUGAGUCCAAUCCACAAAUUCUACAUCCAGUGCCACUUCGUGUAACUCCUGUCGGUGCGGAAGCCGCCGUUGCCGACAGCAGCAGCCUAGUUUACAGCGUCGCCGGCGAUGGCGGAGUGCUGAUCGUACAACGGGACGACGGCAGUCCGAAGCAGCAGUUAGCGCACCAACAGCAGCUACACCCUCAACAUAUACAAACUCCACGCGACUCGCUGACCAGCGGUGAUUUGCGCGCCAUUCAGAGACCCCAGCCGAAGAAGCCCCCGUCGAAGGGGUUCGGAGCGAUUCCGCCGCCACCCCAGCGGGAACCAAGUAUUACGUCAACGACCGGAGGCGUCGAGCCGGCACCAGCAAUGACCACCUCGCUCGAUCCGGCCACCUUCAACAGUAUCAUCAACAGCACCGCCACGGUGGCCAGCUAUCCGGUCGCCGUUUGCAACGUAACGAACAGUGCCAGCAACAAGAAGGAUCAACCUCCGCCACCGUUGCCACCUCCCAGGCCGACCCAGCAUCGGCACACCCGAAGCAGCAGCCUAGAUCUGAACAAGCUGAAGCUGAGCAACGCAAACGCAGCGCUCACGAAGCAGCUCGAGGACCAAAUGCGGAUGCCUCCGCCGCCGGAAGUCCCGCCGCGCGUUACACCCACGGCCGAGAGCCAUCCCGGGUUUGCCGAUUUCGCACAAUUCCCCAACUCGUUGGCGCCCGACGGAACACGAUUGAGUUCUGCGGAAAACAACGUCACCACGAUCCACCUGGACGCCAGCGGCAACAUGACCCAUUCAACGCGUGGCGGCAGCUUAACCAGUGGCGGCGGCGGUCCCUCAAUCCAGACGGCACCCCACAACAGUGCCUUCGAGGUGUACCGGAAGCCGUCGCAGCAGCAGCUUCGUGGAUCUCAAUCGCCAACGCAGCCGCCGCCACCACCCUUGGUCGCGUCGCGCAGUGUCGAGUCCUCGUCGCACGAGUACGAGAAGCGAAUCUCGCUGCUCAGCGACAGCCUACGCCAGGUGCGGUUCAAGGGCAGCGAAACGGCGCACGGACCGGACGUGCUGAAGCACCUGAAGGAGCAGAACCUGCUGCUGUUGAGGAUAUGCAGCGACCUGAGCGAGGAACUGUUGCAAAUCCAGCAGAAGCGGGAAGAUAUCCGGAUAAAGAUCGAACUGCAGGAGCAAAACCUGGGAGCCGGGCCAAAACCGUAAGCGCCGGAGUCGUCGUCGUUGUCGUCUUCGUUGAUUGUUGAUUUGAUUGGUGAACCAAAAGUGUAAAAUUUGAUGUAAAAUAUCGUAGUGCAGCAUGUCCUCAAAACUUGAUCCCCCACGCAAUGUUAGGCGCUUUUCAUCCAACAACCAGCAGAACGCGUGUGUUUGUGUUGGUUGGUUGGUUGGUGUAGCUCUGUAAACGCAGUAAAAUCUAACGAUUAAAAGAUAAACAUUUUUAAACACUGUUAGCAACUGUAGUCUAAGCCAAAAGUAAAAUUAAAACCGGAUAUUUUAAAAAGCGAACAUUACAAAAAAAGUAACUCUUUGCGUGAUCGUACUGAAAAGAUAUAUUGAGAAUUGCAAGAAGGCGGAGCGAUAUCGACUCGCAGUGAAUGUCAACACUCAUGUUUGUUUAUUAUCAGGUUCUUUUUGAAAAGAAAAUAAAUAUUAAAAUAUAUUGAACAAAUGUUACACGCUCGAACCCUACGCAUUUCCGUAUUUAUAAAAACAAAAAAAAAAACACAAACACAAUAAAUCCAACGGUUUGGUUGACCUAGUUGUAUGACACGAGAGGUAUAUCGAAACUAACUAAACUGUGAAACGAGCUGAUGAUAUAGUUUAGUGUACGUUGAUUGUGCUAAGCAUCCUGAACGAUCUGAAUACAAAGUAAUGAAUGACCCUUUUUUCGAAUGUGUUGCUAAUGAUGGUUGUAUGAGCGGAAACAAUAAGAACAAGAAAAAAAAACACAAAUACACAUACACACCCAUACACAGAGAUACUUAUUUUUAUAAAGAUGUAUAAACUAUUUAAAUCUAUUUUUUAAAACGCUUCUCUUGAAAAAACAAACACUCUUUGAGACAGCGAAGCAGAAAAAAGAAAACGAAGUAUUAUCUUUACGGAAAAGGACUCUCUCUCAAGAGAGAGACUUCCGAGGUUCUAAAAUGGAUUAUAAUAAAAAAAAAGUUAUUCCAAGAUCCCCCAUUUCAUUGUCAAGCGUCAGCGUUUUAAAUAUUUUUUACUUUAGUUAGGAAGCUAACCACUCGAACAAAACAACCAUUAUAUCAAUCAAAUAAAACAAAACACAAUGUAAACGCGUAAUGUUUAGUAUAUCUUAGCUUUUGAUCUAUCUACAAAUUAAAAAAGAAAACAAGAAAGAGCUCAAAGCCGAUGAUGUUAUGAUUGUACGACA
Molecule: messenger RNA, 4586 nt
Organism: Culex quinquefasciatus (southern house mosquito)
Lineage: Eukaryota; Metazoa; Arthropoda; Insecta; Diptera; Culicidae
Gene: Reps
Product: ralBP1-associated Eps domain-containing protein 1
Exons: 7
Coding region: 467-3397 (976 amino acids)
Biological process (GO): endocytosis; endosomal transport
Cellular component (GO): plasma membrane; cytoplasm
Molecular function (GO): protein binding; calcium ion binding
Source: RefSeq, a predicted model, not a curated record